ACGAGCCUCGACAGACGUUGACGUCCCCGCCGCGCCAUCUUUAGAAACAGUGAGCGCAACACUGAAUGGAACUUGAUGUCCGUCGUGUGUCCAGAGCCGCUCGCUGUAUUGGAGUGAUACCUUUGCUUCCAGGUGUUUGAUCGGUACAGGUGAUCAUGGGGAUCAAGGUUCAGCGCGCCAGAUGCUUCUUCGACAUUGGAAUCGGUAAUGUGCUCGUGGGCAGAGUUGUGGUGGAGCUGUUUUCGGACAUCUGUCCAAAAACAUGUGAAAACUUCAGAUGCCUCUGCACAGGUGAGAAAGGCGUCGGUAAAGGAACUCAGAAACCCCUGCACUACAAAGGAUGUCUGUUCCAUCGUGUUGUGAAGGACUUCAUGAUUCAAGGAGGAGACUUCAGUGAGGGCAACGGAAGAGGAGGCGAGUCCAUCUAUGGAGGCUUUUUUGAAGAUGAAAGCUUUGCUGUCAAGCACAACAAGGAAUACCUGCUGUCUAUGGCCAAUAGGGGCAAAGACACAAAUGGAUCGCAGUUUUUCAUAACAACAAAACCCUCACCACAUCUGGAUGGAGUGCAUGUAGUUUUUGGCCAUGUGAUCUCUGGCCAAGAGGUUGUUCAAACCAUGGAGAACCAGAAAACAGAUCCUAACAGCAAACCGUAUGCUGAAAUCAAAGUUCUGAACUGUGGAGAGCUGGUCCCUAAAUCUAAAGCAAAGAAGGAUGAAAAAAAGAAAGGGCGAGCCUCCAGUUCCAGCAGCAGCUCAAGCUCCUCAGAAAGCUCCUCAGAUUCCUCUUCUGACACUGACGAAUCUGGGAAAGAAUCCAAGAAGCGGAAGAAGAAGGCAAAAAAGCUCAAAAAGAAAGAGAAGAAGAAGGACAAGAAAAGGUCAGAGGAUGAAAAUGCUGAAGAGAAGGAACAAGAGGAAUUGGUUACAUCCACUGUGCGUCCAGAAGAAAUACCGCCCAUCCCAGAGAACCGAUUCCUCAUGAGAAGAAGUCCUCAAGCAGUCCAGAAGUCAAAAGAGGAGACUGACAAGGAACCCAGAAGUAGAGAGGAAAGGCCAAGAGAGAGUGCUAGCACAACUUAUAAUUCUCAGUCAGCAUAUCACAAAAGACUCGUGAUGACGAGAUCUGGCAGGAAGAUAAAAGGCAGAGGUCCGAGGAGAUACCGAACUCCGUCUCGCUCAAGGUCCAGAGAUCGUUUUCGGCGAAGUGAAACUCCUCCACACUGGCGUCAAGAGCUGCAGCGUCAGAGGAUGAGGGCAGUGACUGGAGAACGCUGGAUUAAGGGUGACAGAGGUGACAUGAGUGAGGCCAAGGAUGAAGCUGCCAAAGCUCCAAGAAGAGAGAGACGGGCCUCCAGCACGAAGCAUGACAAAACAGCUGAGGGUAAAAAAGACAAGAAGAGUCGGUCACAUAGAUCUAAAAGCAAAGAAGAGGAGGCUGUAGAGAAGGAUGAGAAGCAUAGCAAACACAAGUCAAAGAAACAAGAUAAAUCUCAAAGUCGCAGUAAAAGCAGAGAGAAGAGCAGAAGAUCAAAAAGCAGAGACGAAGGUCACAAGCACAAAAGUGAUGAAAGGAGAGGUCGCUCGGGGAGCAAAAACCGAGAUGUUAAUAAGAAGGAAAAGGAAUCAGAAUCGGAUCCUAGUAAAGAUAAAAAUAAGGGCCAUGAGUCUGACAAAAAGCAUAAAGAGGACACAAAAGGACGAAAUGGUGAGGGAACUAGAACAAAAUCACAAAGCAAGGAAAGAACUACAAAAGAUGGGCAUAGAUCGAGUAGCAGAAACAGGGAUAGGGGCGGAACUGCAGCGUCAAAAGAAAAAGACGAAAAACGAGAAAAGGACAGCGAGAGGGACAGGGAACGUAGCAGGAGUCAGGAAAGACGACGCAACAGUGACAGAGAGAACAGGAGGAGGGGAACAUCCAGGGACAAGGAACAUCGUACAAGAAGUUCAGAGAGAAAUAAGACCAGAGACUCGCACAGAAGCAGGCGCUCCAGAAGUAAGAGUGAUAAGAGGGUUCACAGCAAAGACCGGUCAUCACAUAGAAAAGACAAGGUAGCUGCCGACCAAAGGAGAAGACGUAGCAGCAGCUCCGGAAGUGACAGAAAUGAGAAAAGGAAGAGUCGUAAGAGCCCUGAAAAUAGUGCCUCCAAGUCCAAAGACAGAAGAAGUCCAGCCAGUACCAGACCAGAUAGUACAAAAGGCAAAGACCGAAACAACAGCAAGAGGAAUAAAUCGAGCUCUAGCUCCAGCUCUGACAGCGACUGAGCCAAUGACGGUUUCCUAAACGAGCAGAUAGGGAUUUCUGGUUUGUCUCCAUUUUAUACCCACUUCACACGUAUGCAGCACAGGCUUUUUAUCCAUAGUGGGACGUAUUCACGUUCCUCAUUCAGUGCAAAAAGAGAAUCAGUUCAGGCGAAAAUUAUGUCAGUGGCACGAGUCUAAGAAUUCCAAUUUCCAAAGUGUUGAAUAACUGUGAUAUAUCAGCGAGAAACACUACAACAGAUGGAGGUCAUGCGUGAAAAGAGGACUAAUCUUUGAAGCAGUAAACAAGAGGGGGAGAGAAGAAGUGCAGCGCAACAAACAAAACGACUGUAAACAACUAACUAAUCCAACUUGUAAUUACAAACUCCGUGACAUCACCUGAAUUCUGGCUGAACUGUUCGGCUCUGAAUGGGGAUCGGAUUUGUUCCUCAUUAGUUGUGCAUCACUUUUGAUUGGAAGCUGAAGCUGCGUGGCCAGUUUAAAGAAAAUGACUUGUGAUGGAAAAAGAAACACCGGUGUAAAUACCAGGUUCUAUAUUAAUUGUACAUGACCAGAGGAAUUUGUUUUUGUUUUUCUUUAUUAUUUGGUGUUUUUUUUGUGAGAAAAUGUUAUUUUGGCUUAACAAUGGCUCCGAUUUCAGACUGUUGGUAAAAAAGAAAAAAAAAAUCACAUUUAAGAUUUUACUGCAACAGAUUGGCUGAUUUUAAAUAUUUUCCCCAUUAGGACAUUUUCUACUGAAAUUUGUUUUUAAUAUUAUUUAAUGCAGUUGUUUUUGGGGAUAAGGUCUGCUUUGAAAUUUAAGUCUGAACAUUACUUAGUUAAUUUUUACUACAACAAUCAGUCUAGAAGAGAACACUCAUAAUGUCUUGCAUGUUUGCUGAUCCCUCUCAUCAUUUGAUAAAAUAUGUACAUACAUGACUUUUUUUGUUGUACAUCCACAACCUUACUGUAAUCCUGUCUGUUAACCAUUUUUGAGAUACCUCUGGGUUGUCUUCGUUUUUUGGGGGGGGAAAUGUCUCUAUAAUGCUGUACGUAAGACAUAAAAUCAGUUUGUAUAAAUUGUGUUUUGUGCAA
Molecule: messenger RNA, 3332 nt
Organism: Scophthalmus maximus (turbot)
Lineage: Eukaryota; Metazoa; Chordata; Actinopteri; Pleuronectiformes; Scophthalmidae
Gene: ppig
Product: peptidylprolyl isomerase G (cyclophilin G)
Exons: 13
Coding region: 156-2261 (701 amino acids)
Biological process (GO): protein peptidyl-prolyl isomerization; protein folding
Cellular component (GO): nucleus
Molecular function (GO): peptidyl-prolyl cis-trans isomerase activity
Source: RefSeq, a predicted model, not a curated record